AAGUCAUGUUGUACAUCUAAUCCAAUUCCGGUUAAUGAAAUUUUUAAUCAGAAUUUUUUUUUUUUCCAAAUAUUUAUUAUUUCUUAAUUUUCAUUUUUUUUUCUUGAACCAAUCUUUUACUUUUGGUUCUUUCUUUUUUUUUCAAAUUUCGUCUUUUCUCUUUCGAAACACCUUUUUUUUUUCCCGGUUGGCUUUUUUCAAAUCCGAAAAUUUUUUUCCCCUUCUCUUUUUUCGGUUUGGCUUUAUUUUUUUUCCGAAUACAUUCUUUCACCAUUUAGGUUUGGAUCAGUGAUCAGAUCGAUGUUGUGGCGCCAUGGUUUUUUUCCGAUUCUUAUUAUUAAUAAUAUCAUUUUUUAGGUUGUAUCAAGCUCAAACAUAAUUACUUAUUUAUUUAUUUUUGUAAUAGAUCGUUAUAAUUAAUUUUCCUGGGAAUUUUUUUUUUUCAUUUUAAUUAGUUAGAUUUUUUUUUUUCUAUAACAAUAGAUUGCUAUAAUGAAUUUCUUUG
Molecule: messenger RNA, 505 nt
Organism: Rhizophagus irregularis DAOM 181602=DAOM 197198
Lineage: Eukaryota; Fungi; Glomeromycota; Glomeromycetes; Glomerales; Glomeraceae
Source: RefSeq, a predicted model, not a curated record